UAACUAUUUUUAGUAACUUAAAGUAAAAUUAUUUAAUUAUUAUUAAUAUAAAAUGAUUAAAUCAAAACUUUUUUCGGCAACAUUAUUUCUUGUUGCCGAUGUAUUUGCAAUUGUCAGUUUGGCUAUGCCUGAUUGGAUUACUACUGAGGUUGGUGGAAAUACAAGACUAGGACUAAUGUGGUCAUGUAUAACUUUAUAUGAUAGACCUCAAGUUUGUUACAGUUCAAAUUUGAAACCAGAAUGGUUUAUGGCCCUUAUUUGUAUUUUUGUUGGUUGCAUUUUAAUAACAGCCACUAUAAUAUUAAUAGUUACUUCUCUUUGGGAUCGUAAUGUUAUUUCCUAUGCAAGAUGGGUAGGAUUUACAGCUAAUUAUAUUUUAGUGGUGCUGUUUUGCUUAGCAGCUGUUAUAUUUCCAAUGGGUUUUCACAUUGAUGAAAUUGGUGGAAAACCAUAUCAGUUACCAAGUUCACAUCAAGUUGGCAUUUCUUAUAUACUUUUCGUUUUAGGUUUGUGGGCUACAGUACUUUCAGAAUUACUUGCUGGUAAAGUUUGUCUCCCACAUUUUUAGCAUAUAUCAUUUCCUCAAUAUAUUUUUUAUAUCUGUAUGAUAUUGUUCGUGGCUAUUGCAUAUUCUGUAGGAUUUAAAGCUACAUGAUACAUUAUGAGAUGCAACAAAACUGUUAAAUAUUAAGGGUCUUGUUUAUAAUUAGAAUAAAGAUAGAAUAUAAAUAAUUAGAAUAAAUAUUUGUUAUUAUAUAACUAGAAUGAAAAGAUCCGUUAUUACAUACAACCGAAUAUUAUAUAUAACUGAAAUAUUAUAUAACUGAGAACUAUUAGAAAUAAGUAAUUAAUAGUAAGUUUAUUAAUUAAUAAGUAUUAAACAAUUUUUUGUACUCUUUAUUUAUUAAAAUAUAUUAUAUGGUUGUAAUUU
This is a messenger RNA of Bombus pascuorum, 931 nucleotides long. RefSeq lists its product as uncharacterized. Gene Ontology annotation, biological process: negative regulation of smoothened signaling pathway. The transcript has 3 exons. Gene Ontology annotation, cellular component: ciliary membrane; Golgi apparatus. Lineage: Eukaryota; Metazoa; Arthropoda; Insecta; Hymenoptera; Apidae. The record is from RefSeq and is a predicted model, not a curated record. The coding region runs from base 53 to 568 and encodes 171 amino acids.